Molecule: messenger RNA, 2179 nt
Organism: Pectinophora gossypiella (pink bollworm)
Lineage: Eukaryota; Metazoa; Arthropoda; Insecta; Lepidoptera; Gelechiidae
Product: ras-related and estrogen-regulated growth inhibitor-like protein
Exons: 6
Coding region: 207-842 (211 amino acids)
Molecular function (GO): GTP binding; GTPase activity
Source: RefSeq, a predicted model, not a curated record
ACCGCAGCAGUACACAGUACAUAACACACGGCCCGCGACAGUCAGGCGCGGACCGAGCCCGCGAGCGCGCGCGCACCGCUAGCACCAACCUCAGCCGGCACAUCGCCGCGAGAACAUUCCGAACACGAACUUCGAAUCAAAUCAGUAAAACAUUAAUGAAAAAUAUUUUUAUUAAUCUGACAGUGCAGUGAAUAUUGAACGGACAAAUGAAGAUGACAGUCAAUCGAAUAAGAGUGGUGGUGCUGGGCAGCCCCCGCUGCGGCAAGUCUGCCGUGGUGGUGCGCUACCUGACCAAGCGGUACAUCGGGGAGUACAGCUCCACCGGAGAUUUCCUUUAUCAGCACCGAGUCGCUUUUGACGGAGCCACUUCUGAAGUUGAGGUUUUGGAUACAUGCGGAUGCGCUAAGCGCGGCUGCCUAGCGGAGCACUUGCGCUGGGGCGACGCGUUCGCGGUGGUGUACUCGGUGUGCGACCGCCGGUCGUUCCUGGCAGCCGCCGAGCUGCUGGCCCUGCUCGAGAGGACGCGGCUGCCUGGAUGCACCGCCGUCACCCUGCUAGGGAACAAAACCGACUUAGAACAUGCGAGAGUUGUGAACGCGGAAGAGGGCCAGGAGCUGUCGCUGCGGUUCGGCUGCCAGUUCUACGAGGUGUCGGCGGCGGAGGGCAGCGCGGGCGCGGCGCUGGCCUUCCACGCGCUGCUGCGCGAGGCGCGGGCGCUGGCGCUGCUGCUGCCGCCGCCGCGCCGCAACCGCGCCGCAUACUCCGUCUCUAAGGUAAUCGGCACAAUCCUCGGGUUGAGCAACAAGAGCGUGAGGAAGAAACGUCCGUCGCUGAGCAUAUGAUGCGUCGCGGGGAGCGGCGUGCGUCGGUCACUCCUCGACGGGAGUUUGUUUGUUACUGUCCGGUGACGGAACGCCUCCGUAGCGGGGUGGGCAGGGCAGGGCGGCGAGCCUCGCGCCUCGCGGCACGGGGCGUGGGCGCUGCGAAGGAUUCGUCAAACACGGAUGAAGAAUACUACUAGUUAUUAUAUGAUACUCAAGUACCUAUGUUAUAUCUGUAAAUAACACUGUGUAAAAUUCUUAUAUCUUCAUAAGUUUCGAACCUGCUUUCUGUAGGUGUGUAGGUUAAAAUUUCUUUGUACGUCGGCGAGCUAUCGCAAUCCCAUAUUGAUAAGGGCGCGAAAGUUGUACCGGCGUUUUGAAAUGGUCAUUACGACGUGAUAUUUUUUCACUUUUACUUGUUACUUAAUAAAUGUACUUUAGAAGUACAAUGUUUAAGCUUCCCGCCAGUCAUUUAAUUAAAAUAUGACUUUUAUUAAACUUACAUUUUGAGAUGACACGAAAUUGGUACGAAAUGUAAUAAAUCAUUUAAAAAGACAUUAUUCUUUACUUUUAAAAAUUAAGAUGUAAGUAUUUGUGGAAAGUAAGAAUUUGAUAUAUUGGAUAAUUUUGUCUGCUUUUAUCUCAUUCACUCUCACUAUUGAUCGUUGUUGCGUAAGAGUUUUUAUACAUUCUAGUACAACAAGUUUUUGAGGAAAACCACGGCGGAGAGAAGGGUAUUAGUGUUACUGCAAGGUUUGUUGUAUUUAUUUGCCUAUUUGUGCCGUAUAUACAUAAUAAUUUGACGACAGUCUCAGUUUGAGUUUCAAGAUGAACGUUGUUAGGUUUGUGUACCUAAAGUUGUAUAUCUUUUUAUGUGCGGAGACAAACAUGUUAUUUAUCUGUUGGUUGUGUAUUAAAGUAAGCGAGGUGUAACGAUUAUACCCGGCAGUAGCCAGCCGCUGUGCCGGACAGCCUGAAUCUCGGGCUAGCAGCAAGACUGUCCGCUCGGGGUCAAUUUAUGGACCAUUAAUAUUAAAUAAUAAUGCCGAGCCUAUUAAUGUAAAUAAUUUGUGUUGAAUAUAAUUGUAAUUGUGCCGUUUUAUGGGGCUCUUGACUACGUAUUAAUCUUUAUUGCCAUAUGUAUUUAUCUAUGUCUAUAAUAAAUAUUUAUUCUGUUAUACAAUUAUAAUGUGAAAUACACUCAAAUACAUCCUUACUGAACUAUUUAUUAUAUUUCAUAAUAAUUUACUAUAAUAAUAAUAUAUUUUCAUUUUGUAAAAAUGACUCCUUUUGUUUCAUUUAUAAUAAGUAACAUUAUUCAUUGUAAUAUGCUCUCAAAUAUAUAUAAUUUUAUAAUA